AUGAAAAAACAUGUCAGGAGUGGUGAAAUGAUGAGAUAUUCAAAGAAUAGUCAAUCAGUUAUACUGUUACUAUUCGGAAGUAAAGGAUUAAGAGUAUGUUCGGUGAUUGUUGCAUUCUUUUUGUUGCAAUCGAUGAGUGUAGUUAAUGUAGCUGCCUAUACAACAUUGAUUGCUUCACUGCUGUUUGCUGCAAACGAAAAGUUGUGGUUAUCGAUUCCACAAUUGAAAUCAACACAACUCACUCAGAUUGCUUUGUUUUCCGCUCUCUAUACUGUUGUUGCAUUACUAUGGAAUACAGGUUUAAAAUAUAUUGGUCCAUUAGGUACAAUACUAUUGACAGAUUAUACAUUUGAAACAUAUCCAGUGUUAUUUAAUAAUAUACAAAGUGGAAACUUCAUUGGUAAUGAUAUUGGAAGAGCAACUUUAAUGUUGAUCAUUGGAUAUAUUACGAUUCCAUUGUUUGGUAGUGUAGCUACUGAAAAUGGACUACCAUUGAUAGGUUAUCAAUUGCCAUUGUUUGGAGGAUUGUGUUUGUUUAUUUAUUCACUUUUGGGAUACAAGAGCGGAAUGAUCUACAAGUGGCAUCACAGUGGAUCACUCGAUAAUAGCGGAUCAUCGACCAUCGGUGCAAGACAAUCGCCUUGGAAAUCAAAGAUCUACGUUCUCGGUCUACUCGGUUCCUCUGUAAUACUAUUUUCAUUGAAACUUUUGGAAUACCUAAUAUCGACACCAUCCAUCUAUAAUAAUAUCAAUAGUUUAGCUUUUAUUCCAACAUUUUAUCAAUUCAUUCAAUUGUUAUUUAUUUCAUUAUUUGGUAUAUUCUUGAAUCAUCAUUUCGACACUGUCAUCGAACAACAAUUGGGAUUCCUAAUUUUCAGUAAGGCAUCACUUACCGCCUCCUUUAUUCUCUGUAUUUUAAUUGGAUUGUUUUAUGGAUUCUCAACUUUAUUCACUCCAUUCAUUAUUGGUAGUUUUAUUUUGAUUAUAACUGGUAUGGAAAACAAUAUUAAUAAUACUAUUCAUAUAUUAUUCUCGAAAUCAGGUGGAGCAGGUGGAUAUAUGGAUCAAGUUGGUGGAAUCAUUGGAUCUAUGCCAAUGGUAGGUGCAAUCGGUGGAACUGGGCUGACUUCAGCUGGUGCCGCCAAUAUAAUGAAGGAUAUCGUUAAGCAGAUCAUUGAGAAGCCAACGAGUCGUCGUAUCUUUACAUUCUUGGUAGUCAAUCUAAUGUUUAUGUUUGUCGAGAUGGCAUAUGGUAUCUGGACCAACAGUUUGGGUUUGAUUACCGAUGCCUGUCAUAUGUUGUUCGAUGCCACCGCUUUGUUUAUCGCUCUGGUGGCAGAGGUCAUUUCACAAUGGAAACCGACGGAAUCAUUCUCCUACGGUUACGGUAGAGUUCAGAUUCUAUCAGGUUUCGUCAAUGGUAUCUUCCUUAUUUUUAUUGCAAUUACAAUUCUAAUGGAAUCAAUUGAAAGACUUAUGGAACCACCUGAAAUUAAUACCGAUAAAUUAUUGUUGGUAUCUGUAUUGGGAUUCUUGGUGAAUAUGGUUGGUGUAUUUUCAUUCCAUGGUGAUCAUGGACACUCUCAUGGAGGUGGUGGCGGUGGUCAUUCUCAUGGUCACCACGGUCAUUCACAUGGCGGUAGUGCACACGAUGAGCCAAAUCAACCAAAGAAGCGUAGUGUCAAUAUCGAUGGUGUAUUCCUUCAUCUUCUUGCCGAUACUCUUGGAAGUGUUGGUGUCAUUGUAUCGUCGCUCAUCAUUCAGAUCUGGGGAUAUACUCUUGCCGAUCCAAUCUGUUCGCUCUGCAUCAGUAUCCUCAUUUUCCUGAGUGUCAUCCCAUUGAUUACCAACACUGCAAAGACUCUUCUACAAUGCACACCCGAACCAAUUCAUGAAAAUAUUAAUCAAAUCAUUGGACAAAUUACAAACAUUACUGGCGUAAUAGGAUACACAGAUUUCCAUUUCUGGAGUCACAGUGAAGAGAUUGUUGUCGGAACUAUUAAAGUAAUUGCUGAUCCAGCAGCUAGCGAAAAGAAAUUACGUAAAUCAAUUGCCGCUGUAUUAAAAGAAAAUAAGGUUACCAGUCCAACUAUUGAAAUCAUUAAAAAUAAGCAAAGUUUGACUGAAUCUACUUAA
Messenger RNA from Heterostelium album PN500, 2136 nucleotides. RefSeq names its product cation diffusion facilitator family transporter. The record is from RefSeq and is a predicted model, not a curated record. The coding region runs from base 1 to 2136 and encodes 711 amino acids. Lineage: Eukaryota; Evosea; Eumycetozoa; Acytosteliales; Acytosteliaceae. Gene Ontology annotation, biological process: transmembrane transport; intracellular zinc ion homeostasis; zinc ion transport. The transcript has 9 exons. Gene Ontology annotation, cellular component: membrane; Golgi apparatus. Gene Ontology annotation, molecular function: zinc ion transmembrane transporter activity.